Molecule: messenger RNA, 1393 nt
Organism: Lobosporangium transversale
Lineage: Eukaryota; Fungi; Mortierellomycota; Mortierellomycetes; Mortierellales; Mortierellaceae
Exons: 6
Coding region: 131-1378 (415 amino acids)
Biological process (GO): proteasome-mediated ubiquitin-dependent protein catabolic process; negative regulation of extrinsic apoptotic signaling pathway via death domain receptors; protein K48-linked ubiquitination
Cellular component (GO): plasma membrane; cytoplasm
Molecular function (GO): ubiquitin protein ligase activity; metal ion binding
Source: RefSeq, a predicted model, not a curated record
CAUUCCUUUACCUUCUCUUGCUGGACAGAAAACUACAACAACAACGAUAGCUGGAAAAGAGAGCAUUUGUGGGUACUUUGCACCCAAAGCCAUCUAAAAAGAAAGAAAGAAAAAGAAAGCAGAGAACACAAUGUCCUCAGGACUGGCACAUUCCGUACCACCAUUACAAAUUAAUGCCAAAUGUUGCUCGAGAUGUGGCAAAGACUUUCACCUCUUUCGCUCAAAGAAGAAUUGCUAUAACUGCGGAAGCAUGGUUUGUGAAAGUUGUAGCGAAUUCAAAGUAAAACUCCCACAGUUCGGUUAUAAUCAUGAGGUUCGUUGCUGUUCUCACUGCGCUCAUUUCCUAAAAGUCUUUAAAAUGGAUUACGCAGCACUGUCGAAAUUGAACAUCAAAACCUUACGUGGAUAUCUACGCUCAUACAACAUACCAACUCAGGGCAUGCUGGAGAAACAAGAUUUGAUCCAGGCAAUACAGAGUUAUAAACCGAUUCCUGAAGCAUCUGAAGUUUAUUUUCGACAGCAUUUACCUAGUACACCAGCAAAAUCAUCGUCUCUAUUAGAAGAACUAACGGGUUUGGGCAGGUCCGAGUCACCCAGUGGAUCGUCAGAUGGAUCUUCAUCAUCAAACACUGGAGAGGGCUUUCUCAACGACAUUGACAGGUUUUUUUCACGACUCUUUGGAUCAGAGGAUCAACAGUCGUCUUCUUCCCCUCAGGCAAACCGGCCUCGUCCCCAAACCCAACCACAACCUCGACCCCAACCUCCACCGGGCGCAUCCUACAGACCCCCUCCAGGAAAUCCCCCUCCAAGAGCGCAAACACGAGCAUCUCAACAACGAAAUGUACCUCCACAACAACCUCCACGACCUAGCACAAUGCCUAAUACACCUCUAACGCCUAAUACGCCUGCAUCCUCAUGGUCUCAAACAUCCCAGUCCCCUACACAGCCAAAGUUAACACUAGAGGAGCUUUUAGCAUCAAGAACAGAUCCCUCAACUCUCUCAAUCAAAGUCAUCAAAGGACUUCUGGAUGAUAGCUGUGUUACAUACGUCGGCGUUGUUGAGAAAAAAGAUCUCGUGGAGAGACUCCAAAAGCUGAUCGACAAUACCAAAGCAGAGAAAGCAAUGUUGCAGGAGCAGGAAGCAUUGUCAGCAUUAGGGUCAAACAAGCCAGCAGAAUCAUCAAAAUCAUCUAACAGUAAGCACGACGAUGAUAACCUUUGUAAGAUUUGCUGUGAUGCCGCUUUGAACUGUGUUAUGCUCAACUGUAACCACAUGUCAACUUGCAUGGACUGUGGUAAACUCAUUCUGGAGGGCUCGAGGAUGUGUCCUAUAUGUAGGGAGUAUGUAGUGAAACUUCUACACGUCUUUAGGGCUUAGUUUCCUUCUCCUACC